Hylaeus volcanicus is the source of this 1476-nucleotide messenger RNA. RefSeq names its product HIRA-interacting protein 3-like. The coding region runs from base 120 to 851 and encodes 243 amino acids. The record is from RefSeq and is a predicted model, not a curated record. The transcript has 4 exons. NCBI's taxonomy places the organism in Eukaryota, Metazoa, Arthropoda, Insecta, Hymenoptera, Colletidae.
UGACCCACGCUAACCGCCAUCUUUGCUUAUCGUAUAAACAGUGCGACCGGGCUCAGCACAAAUUCUUGUCGAGAAGUCGCGGUUUUUCCAGUGUUUUUGAGUGAUUCGAUAGCAAGGAAAUGUCCGAGAUAAAGGCGGAGAGCAAGAACGAUAACAACAUCGAGGAUGCGUCGAAGGACCAUUCCGGGGAAGAGAAACCAACUCCAACGAAAAACAAACGAGGUGGUACGAAAAGACUUUCCACACUCGAAAGGACAGCUCAGGAAGGGGAACAACUUAUAAAGGACUUAAAUGCAUCCGUUGGAGAAAUGGAAGGAAGGAGACGUACGCGUAGUUCAGCACGAGGCCUUAGUUCGUCCACACCUGUGCCAUCUCCACCUAAAAAAGAGAAAAGAGAAACAUCGACAAAGAGUACCGGUCGUGGACGCGGGCGUCCUAAACGGCAAGAGAAAAACAAUGAGAACAAUACGGAUGAGGAAGCAGCAAACAAUAAGAGUGAAAAGCAUUCCGAGGAGGAAUCUAUGAAAAUGGAUGUGGACGAGAAUAAGGAGGAAACGGAAAAGAACGCAGACAGCGACGAUAAAAGUACCGCGAAAGCGGAAAGUAAAGAAACCGUCGAAAAGACACUGGAAUCUAACUUCAAGGAGGAGAAAGUAUCAGAAGAAUCGGAAGAUUUUGCGGACGAAACUAAGAGUACUAGUGCCAAUGAAGAAAAAAAGGAGGAAGAUAUAAAGGAUAGCUCGGAUUCGAGUCAAGAUGCAACAGACACAACGGCAGAAGCACCGCCCUCAUCUUCAACGGAGUCUCAAAACCCGUCUAAUACCACUACUACCGAAGAAAACAAGGAAUAACCUUCUUUUGCCUGUUUACCAGCUUCAUCAGGUACCAGGGGCGGCGCACACAUUGGGGUUACAAAUCCAGUCCCCUCGUCUAUUUUAACAAAUUGACACCUUCUUGCCAAUCGUUAUGCUAAUCAGCGCACGCGAGUUUUAUCUUACCCUUUUUAAUUCGAAGACGAUGCACGAAGAUGCGUUUAUAGUACACGUUCGUUAUCGGUGGAAAUGCAUACUUAUCGAGUGAAUUCGAUGGUGCCGAGCGUACCAUAAAGUAGUUGAUUUAAUUCAGUUUUACUCUGAUUAAGUAAAAUUACUCGUUGCACUGGUUAGUUGACGAUAGCAAAGCGAGGUGUAGAGCAUACGUUGUUCAUGUACAAUGAUAAUAUUAUUGUAAAAUAUAUUUAAUAUGGACUUAUAUAGAGACAAGUUGUUUUCAAAUCAGAGCUGAGGCCGGAGUCUAAUAAAAACAGUCUUUGAUUCAGAUCUGAUAUGGAAGUAGCUGAAAUUAAUUCGUACAUAGCAAAUUACUGUAAUACCUUAUCUUAUAUAAAUAAUGACUGAAUGAAAUGGAAUAUAUGAGAAUUAUGGUGAAACGAUUUCUCUUUUUCAUGGAAUGCAGAAAUAAAAUUUCUGAAAAACG